Molecule: messenger RNA, 1404 nt
Organism: Metschnikowia bicuspidata var. bicuspidata NRRL YB-4993
Lineage: Eukaryota; Fungi; Ascomycota; Pichiomycetes; Serinales; Metschnikowiaceae
Gene: ISN1
Product: IMP 5'-nucleotidase
Exons: 2
Coding region: 1-1404 (467 amino acids)
Biological process (GO): nicotinic acid riboside biosynthetic process; inosine salvage; nicotinamide riboside biosynthetic process
Molecular function (GO): magnesium ion binding
Source: RefSeq, a predicted model, not a curated record
AUGACUUCGCGCUACAGAAUUGAGUACGCUCUCAAGUCACAUAAAAGAGACGAGUUGAUCGAGUGGAUCAAAGGGCUUUUGGCCGUGCCGUUCGUGCUACAUGGCGAUAUCGACGAGUACGAAAAAUACAUGUUUUGCCACGGCUUGCCGGACGAGCUGAAGGUGGUUUCUUGCGAGCAGAAAAUCGAAAAGACCUUGCAGACACGCUAUUUGGAGGUUUUUCAUGACGUAGAGAAACUCAUAGAUAAUACCAUUGCGCUAGAUGAACGGCUGCCGGAUCUGGACCAACCGGCCCGCACGAGGCUCCGGCAAUUGGUGCCAUCGGUGGGCCGCUUUUUCACGAAGCUCCCUCUCAAAGAAGCAUUUUUGAUUGAAGACCGGAAACGGCUGAUUUCGAGGCGCACGCUUGUGAGUCCUUCGUUCAAUGACAUCCGGUCUAUUCUCAACACGGCGCAGGUGCUUGCACUCGCCGGCGCCCAAGAAAAUGACGCCAAACUCCGGCUCGUGACUUUUGACGGUGACGUCACCUUGUACGAAGACGGCAAGUGCUUGGAGAAAGACUCGCCUCUCGUGGCGCUCCUAGUGAAAUUGCUCAGUCUUGAUUUAUACGUUGCAGUGGUCACUGCUGCAGGAUACCCCGGCCAACUGGGUGCUGACAUGUACCAGGAGCGGUUGCUGGGACUCAUCCAGGCGUUGAGGGAUACGAACCAAUUGCUGCUCACGCAGAAAAACAACUUUUUGGUCAUGGGCGCCGAGUCCAAUUACUUGUUUCGCUUCAGCUCGGCCCACGGGAACUUGAGGUUUAUCGAGGGCUGUGAGUGGUACUUGCCCAUCAUGCAGAGCUGGAACCAGGACCAAAUCCUGGAAAUCAUGGACCUCUCGCACGACCACUUGAAGCAUCUCCGGAGAAAAUUGAGACACGAGGACGAAAACAAAACCACAAUCAUUCGCAAGGAGCGCUCAUUGGGCAUCAUUCCUGUGAAUGGCUACAAGAUCCAGCGUGAGAUCUUGGAGGAGAUGGUGUUGUCGAUCCUGGUGGAACUCAAUGACAUCUUGAGCCACAACAAGUCCACUGCCAACGCAGAGAAGAAGGUGCAAGUUUGUGCCUUCAAUGGUGGCUCCGACGUGUGGGUGGAUAUUGGCGACAAGGCUCUCGGUGUGGAGGCCUUGCAGCUGUACCUCUACAAAACGUGUGGAGGCACGCAUGGCAAAAUCGCCAAGAGUUCCAGUCUCCAUAUCGGCGAUCAGUUUGCAUCCGUUGGCGCCAACGAUUUCAAGGCCAGGCUUAGUGCAUGUACUGUGUGGAUCGCCAGUCCAAGAGAAACAACCGAAAUUCUAGAAGAAUUGACGAAUUUGCUUGAGAACAACUCAGGGAAAGUCAACAAUAUCAAUUUAUUGGCAUGA